Messenger RNA from Hippocampus zosterae (dwarf seahorse), 1128 nucleotides. RefSeq names its product cytokine receptor family member B16 (gene il20rb). The transcript has 7 exons. Lineage: Eukaryota; Metazoa; Chordata; Actinopteri; Syngnathiformes; Syngnathidae. The record is from RefSeq and is a predicted model, not a curated record. Gene Ontology annotation, molecular function: interleukin-20 binding. The coding region runs from base 120 to 1043 and encodes 307 amino acids.
ACCCAUGUGUAUGCAACGUACGUGUAUAUUUUGGGAGAGCGUCUUUGCUGCGCGCAAGGGAGAGCGGUUGUCGUGGACAUCAGAGACGAGUGCACCAUGCGUCAAACAGGCUACCCAGGAUGAAGACCACCACCAUCUUCUCUACUCUGCUCAUCCAAGUUCACCUUGUUUGCUACGUUUGGAGUGUGCUCCCCCCACCGGGUCACGUAACCAUGGAUUCAGUCAACAUGAAACACGUGCUAAAGUGGCGCCCCCCUCCGACACCAUGCAGCACGCCAUUUCUUUACUCGGUGCAGUUCCAAGGCGAGUUCGAGGUGACGGUCCUGGACGGCAUCUGGGUGGAUUCUCUCGAGUGUCAGGACAUGACGCGCACGCAUUGCGACCAGACUUUAGACUUGGGCUCCGACUCGGACUACAACAUCCGCGUGCGAGCGCGCUGCGCCUCCCAGACGUCGGAGUGGGCGCAACUAUCACCCCCGUUCAACAGGAGGGACACCUUGUUGAUGGUGCCCCAGAUGACGGUGUCAGCGGUGGGGGACGCCCUCUUGGUAUCCUUUGAGCAGGCUCUGCUCACGGCAUCCAUCGUGGUGGAGGUGUGGAAGCACGGCAACGCCCCGGGCCAGGCUCGCGUCUUUACCGUUCCGGCCGCGGAGAGACUGCUGCAUGUCGCUGACCUGCAAGACAGGUCGUUGUACUGCGUGCGGGCGCGCGUAUUGAUGAAAGUACAACUGCUCAGCCAAGACACCCAAGAGCAAUGCGUGCGUGUUGCAGGUCCCCACGCCCCCUGGAAGAGCCCCACCACGGCCGUGCUGACGCUGCUCCUCAUGGUGGGCGUCGCCUUCUCCGCCGUCUGGUGCGUCGUGCAAUGCCGCACGCGCCGGGCGUACUGUCGCAACUUCCAAAAGGAGCCGCUGCCGCACUCGCUGCUCCAUGACGGGACGGCGACCAUCAUGCCGGAUGAACUCAAAGAGGAGGUGUGCGUCGACGUACGGGUGGUGUCCAAGGACCAGCGCCUUCUACCGGGCCACAACGCUCAUGUUUGAUAGCGUGGAAGCGAGACCGGACAUGUUAGGAGCUUCACGGCUUUUUUCUUCUGCUUCUUGUCCUUGGGGGAUCGGGUCAGGGAAG